GCUAAAGAAAAAAGCGGAGCGGAAGUGUUUCCCGGUUUCUAAAAGGUAGUUCUGGUUCGAGUUCGGUUCGCACGGAAAGAUGAACGCUCCUCCGGCAUUCGAGUCAUUUUUGCUCUUUGAGGGAGAGAAAAAAAUCAGUAUUAGCAAAGAUACGAAAGUUCCCAACGCUUGUUUGUUCACGCUAAACAAGGAGGACCACACGCUGGGAAACAUCAUCAGAGCUCAGCUGCUGAAGGAUCCUCAGGUUCUGUUCGCCGGUUACAAGGUUCCCCAUCCUCUGGAGCACAAGAUCGUCAUCCGAGUCCAAACCACCCCUGACUACAGUCCCCAGGAAGCCUUCACCAAUGCCAUCACAGACCUGAUCAGUGAGCUGUCGCUGCUGGAGGAACGCUUCAGAGUCGCCAUCAAAGACAAACAGGAUGGGAUCGAGUGACUCCGCCCACCUCACAGCCUCCUUUCUGUUUUGUUUUGUUUUGUUUUUCCUAAUAAAGAUGUGAUUUUAUGUCCUG
Cyprinodon variegatus (sheepshead minnow) is the source of this 509-nucleotide messenger RNA. RefSeq names its product polymerase (RNA) II (DNA directed) polypeptide J, 13.3kDa (gene polr2j). The record is from RefSeq and is a predicted model, not a curated record. Gene Ontology annotation, cellular component: RNA polymerase II, core complex. Lineage: Eukaryota; Metazoa; Chordata; Actinopteri; Cyprinodontiformes; Cyprinodontidae. Bases 80 to 433 code for a protein of 117 amino acids. The transcript is spliced from 3 exons. Gene Ontology annotation, biological process: transcription by RNA polymerase II. Gene Ontology annotation, molecular function: DNA binding; protein dimerization activity.